AUGCUCAUCCACAGAUAUCGCUUCCCGCUCCACCCCAGACCUUUUAAGGUGAAUGUCUUUGAAGUUCUUCAACCAAAAUGUGCAACAUCCUGCAUCACGGCCCCUGACUAUUUAUUUUGCUGUUUUUUAUCACCCAAAGGUGCCUCUGGUCAUUGCUGUCACCUUCACAGUGGUUUGUUUCUUCAUCGUUGGUUUGUCUCUGUACUCGGACCCCUGGAACACGGGGCGGAGCUGUGUUCUGACACUGACAGGGGUUCCAGUUUACUAUGUGACUAUUAAGAGAUAUCGCCUGCCCCGAAGAUUGAGACGAAUUUUUGGUAAGAUUAAAAUAUACAUUUAUUUCUCAGAAAGAAUAGACAGCAACACAAAGUAGUCAUCUGUGAAAUAAUCAUUAUAUUUGUGCAAACCCUCUUCUUGUCCCAACAUAUCUGUGUAUUUUCAAAGUAAAUCUUUUAUAGGAAGUGGCUCAAAGGUAAUGUUAUCUCUCUCCUGACUCUCGCUGUGUGAAAUGAUCAGUGUGUCAGGUUGUCAUCCUGAGGAAUCUAUUGAGCUCCCUUGGUAACCAUCUGUAUGUUUUUCCCCAUCAAAUCUAAAUGGUCCCACUCAGGCUGUGCCUAGCCUUGAUCUGACCAGUUAGCAUAAUUUUCCUAUGAAUCCAAAAACAAGUAUGCAGAGUAUUUGAUCAUUUUUGCCCUCUUGAAUUUUCUCAGAUUACUGCAGCAAGCAGCUACAGAUCCUGCUCGAAGUGGCUCAACAGGAGGUGAAGACAUACUGA
Messenger RNA from Xyrichtys novacula (pearly razorfish), 775 nucleotides. The record is from the annotation of a GenBank genome assembly. NCBI's taxonomy places the organism in Eukaryota, Metazoa, Chordata, Actinopteri, Labriformes, Labridae.